AGUUUCUCGGCACCCAAGGACACCUUUAGAUUCACUUCCUGCUCCCACAGGCUCACCCCAGUCCUUGGCAGACUCAGUGGGUCAGGCGGGAAUGCAGCAAGCAGGACUUACCCUCGUGGCUGUGGCUGUGUGUAUGGCUCUUCAAACCUCAGAAGCCAUACUUCCCAUCGCCUCCAGCUGUUGCACUGAAGUGUCCCACCAUGUUUCCAGAAGGCUUCUGGAAAGAGUGAACUCAUGUAGCAUCCAGAGAGCAGACGGGGACUGUGAUUUGGCCGCUGUCAUCCUUCAUGUUAAGCGAAGGAGAAUCUGCGUCAGCCCGCACAAUCGCACUUUGAAGCAGUGGAUGCGAGCCUCGGAGGUGAAGAGUGGCAAAGGAAACCUCUGCCGAAAAAAGACUCAAGACAACAGGAGUCACAGAAAAGGUCACACCGCGGGAAAGCACGGGGCACACGGCCACAGAGCUCCUCGUCACAGCAGACACGUGCACCUACAGUGA
Acomys russatus (golden spiny mouse) is the source of this 496-nucleotide messenger RNA. RefSeq names its product C-C motif chemokine ligand 28 (gene Ccl28). The record is from RefSeq and is a predicted model, not a curated record. Gene Ontology annotation, cellular component: extracellular region. Bases 92 to 496 code for a protein of 134 amino acids. The transcript is spliced from 3 exons. NCBI's taxonomy places the organism in Eukaryota, Metazoa, Chordata, Mammalia, Rodentia, Muridae. Gene Ontology annotation, biological process: cell chemotaxis; positive regulation of cell-matrix adhesion; immune response. Gene Ontology annotation, molecular function: chemokine activity.